Molecule: messenger RNA, 4545 nt
Organism: Linepithema humile (Argentine ant)
Lineage: Eukaryota; Metazoa; Arthropoda; Insecta; Hymenoptera; Formicidae
Gene: Afti
Product: aftiphilin
Biological process (GO): intracellular transport
Cellular component (GO): trans-Golgi network membrane; AP-1 adaptor complex
Molecular function (GO): clathrin binding
Source: RefSeq, a predicted model, not a curated record
GCCGUCAUCGUGUGUUUGAUCGUCACUGCUGGACGACCCGAUAUUCGGCUGUGACAAUUACCGAGCCUCCGUCGCGUCCAUGCACGCGAGAUACACGCCGUGAUGACGGAUGCGAGAUAGAAACGUGCCGACAGGCGCCACCGAGGAGGUCACGGAGUAGGUACGGAUACGUGGUGGCCGAGAGCGAGAAGGAGGAUCAUGGCUUUUCCGCCCUUAGUCAGCUCCACGCCUCCACCCUUAGACAACUUUGGAGAGUCUGAUGAGGAUGAAUUCGGAGACUUCACAACUGGUGGAAUAGAUGGCUUAUCUGUUUCGUCAGAAUCCCCGCAGAAACUUGUCACUCCGAUAGAAACACCAAUAGCAUCACAUAACGUAUCUCCUAGGAUAAACGGUAUUAACGAGUCACCAGUAUUGGAUGGUCGCCCUAAAAUAAAAAGCGAAGCCUUGAAAUGUAGAACUAUUGACGGCCUCUUGAUCGUUGAGAAGACAGGGGACAACGUGAGCCACAUAGAACUGAAGGAUAGAACAGAUAACAGUAGCGUAUUGGAAAACCAUUUUGACAACGCUAGUAUAACAGAACACAGUGUAUUAGAUUCACCUAGAAAUGGCGAGUCGCAUAACGUUGAGACUAGUAAUAGCAUUGACCACGUUUGUACUCAGAAUGUUUUAGCUAAGGAAAAUUUUGUUGAUACGGAUGUAAUUAGUAGCAACAACAGUAGUUUAGCGGAUAGUGUAAAAACAGCCAGCGAGCAGGAGGGAUCGUCGUCGAACGGUUUGGAGGUGAACGAUGACGUGGAACCCGCAAGCUUGGAUUUGGAGGACCCUUCGAGCACACCGGACAUUCUGCAGCAACUGGACGACGACUUUUACAACUACGAACAGUUCAAAGAUGCGACUGAGUGGAACGAUACUGACAACAAGACAGAUGUAACUGUGACGGUUCUGCAGACGGAUUACUUAAACGAUGACAAGCCUAAUUCCGAUAUAGAAUAUCACAUAGCGAAUGAAGUAGAAGAAACUUACACGUCAUACAACACGAGUGACACUCGUGUCGAUGGUACUAACGACAAAGCUGUCUUCAUCCACGAUGAAAGGACAAUUUCCGAUUUCGUUACCUCGCCGGAACUUAACGUAGACAGCGCCGAUGUAUUUGGUCAGCCAGAUUGUGAAUUCAGUAUUCAAUCGAAAUACAUAGAGAUGUACAAUGAUGUAAUAUCUAACCAUGAGACGAGUAGUGAGAAAUCCAAGGCGCUGCACGAUUCUUUCAAUUUUGAUUUCAAUUUCGAUGAUUCCGGAAGAGAAGAAUCAAAUUUAGAUUGCACAUCUGUACAUACCCAGGAUGACGUCCGCUUUCAAGAGUUUAGCACGAAGGAUGAUGCGAGUACUUUUCCUAAUAACUUCUACGAUGUAAAAAAUACCACACAAUCAAAAGAAAGCGAUUACGUAGCCGUAGAAAUGCAAAAUCAAAUUGUUCAAAAAGCGAGUGUGAAUGGGACAAUCGAGGAAAUUUCUGUUUAUGUGAAAGACGAGCGGAACGAUGAAGAUGUGCGUGAGCAGCAGAUUUUGGAAAAUGGAUUUGAUACACACGAUGUAGAUAAUUCUGAUUUUACAGAAUUCAUAGAGCAUAAAGAUUUCGGCGACGUAUCGGAGUUCACAAGCGACUUUAGUCCGGUAUCCGCUAACAAUAAAUACGAAACAGUACAAAUUCAUGAUUCACAUACAUCCUCAUCCGAUACGUCUUGUAUACAAAAGCUUUCGUCGAUCGAAGAAGCCUCACUGCCAUCCGAUACACCCCUCGACUGCUUACAAGAUAAUCCUACUGCGAGCGAAGAAUGUGCCACAUACAAAAGCGGAAAUUCUGUAGUAUACUUUAGCGAUGGCGAAUUUUAUGAUUUCCAUUUGGAUAAGAUCGAGCCAGUAGCAACGGAAGUACAAGAGAACAGUUGUCUCGAAUUCGAAAGUGCGGAGAACGAAGACGACGACGAUGACGACGACGAUUUUGGCGAUUUCGCUAAUUUUUCGAGCGCAGCGGUAGACGAUGCUAAAGAACUGAAGGUACCUGAGGACGAUGACGACGACGACGACGAUUUCGGAGACUUCAGCAAUUUCGAAACAUCAAUGGGUGUAGUAGAGACCCAACAGUUUAGUUUGAAAGAAUCUAUAUGUCGGAUAGAAAACAAGAACGCCUCGAAUAAAAUAGAAGAUAUAAUAACAAACAUGUUUCCCGUAAUUUCUGAGCAUCAUGAAGUUGAGUUAAAGCCGUUAAUAGACAAGGCGGAUAAAGUUUGGCAGAAUAUGAAGAGUGUGGAAGAAACCAAUGCUCUUACCUACCAAUGGGCGAAUAGUAGUAGUAACAAUGUUCUUCUGAAUGCUCUCGGCAUCGAUUCCAGAAAUAUUCUGUUCGGGCCGAGGUGGAAUCCGAAUGUACCAAGGUUUGCUGCAAAUCUCGGCUUUACUCCGUUGGAACCGAUUAAAGCUACUGCUGAUCUUCAGCAGCCUUGUACAUCCAUCAUCAACAAGACGCAAGGCGCAGCUUGUUCAGAUGAAGUACCUGCCGCCCAGUUUGAUUGGAAUAGUUCUGGCCUUGUAAAUCCUCUAGAUGCUAGUGGUGGGUUGUCUGCUCUUCUGCCUCUGGAUUUGUUGUGUCCGUUUGAUCCUCUAUUAACACCCCAUUGCUCCACACAUUCCGAAUCCUAUCAUCAGUCAGCUUGUUCAACGAACUCCGUUUAUUACUAUUCAUCGGAAGAACCAAGUAGUCAAUCUGUGAAAUCACCAAACUUAUCCGAUCUUACUAGUGCUUCAUUGAGACAGCAGAAACCAUCUCAGUCUAAGAUAAUAGAACCAUUACCAGGGCCGUGUACAAUGGAAUGGAAGAAGAAGGGCGAGCAAGAUUUCGGAGUUAAGCAGAAAAGCAAUCCGUCGCAUAAACCACAGAGAAGUGUUCCGCCGAUCAACAAUAAGUCGUUCCCCGUAAGCAAUAAUACCUCCAAGGUACACGAGUGUCACAGGAAGACGUCGGUAGGUAGGAAAGAAAGCACGGCAGGCGCGGAACACGUGAUCAUGGACCGAUACGGGCGACCGAUGACCGUGCAAGCCGAGACUGUGAAAGUUUUGAACCAGUUGCCGGACCUGUCGUUCUUGAAUGCGAGAACUCUGUUGUUCAGUCGCGAGCCGCGGCAGAUUGUGCCGGAUCUGGGGGCUAUGAUAAAUCGGAAGAUGCCCGGCUGAGUAACAUCGGUCUGAAUGCGAGUUUGAAAGGGCAAACGCGAGACGGGACCUCCUGAGAAAAGCUGUUGCGAGUCGGACGUUUCUACAUGACCCGUACAAUCAAAACGUACUUCUGCUACCUUUCAAACCUGUGUUCAGACCAACCUUUGAUGAUCCAACUUUGGCUCUUCCAUGUCGGAAAAAAAAAAAUGGUAAACAAAACACUGUACGUGAGACACCUGUCUACUAAUCUUAUACGCUUGUGGCACCGAGCAAUGCACUUUGAAACAUUCCGUACCAUUAUCGUUUUGUGAUUCUGUAGAUAAUCGACAUCGUUGUUGAAUUCUUUCAAGAUGCGUUUCAUUUCGUCGCGGCAAAUUAAUACGGUUGCACCAAUUCGGAAUUUAUGGCGUGUCGAUUCGUUCUGUUGGCUUAACGAAUGCGUAGUUUUUACCGGAAAUAGUAGUCUUACGUCCUUAAAUAGGUUUAAGAACUCACAUUCGGCCAUGUUCUAGUCUGCAGUUCUUAACGAUAAGUUUACAUGUAUUAUACGUUAGAAAAAUUUGUUCAGGGUGUAUAAUUUCGAUGAUGAUUGCGAUUGAGCAGAUUCCAAAGUAUUAUAUCUCUCCGUUCGUAUCAUAUUCCAAAUCUAUUAACGUUCUGGAAACUAUCCUUAAACGAGCAUACCCGAAAAUUCACCAUACAUAUUCGAGAUAUCGCGCGUACCACGUACGACGUUUCAUCUAUUACAAUUUCAAGCAAUCAUAAAUACUCCCAAUUACAUAGAAAAAAAACGCAUUUUAAGUAACUGUUCGAAAUAAAAAAAAAACUUAUACUAAUCGUAAGUCAAUUAUCGUAGAUUGACGAAAGGAAAGAUAUCUGUAAUGAAAUCGUCGAGUGAUAACAAGGAUAUCAAAUUCGCUUGAUGCUUUUAUUGCACAUUUUGAAUUUCUACUGUGAAACAAUGUACUUAAUUAUGUAAAUCGCGAAAUUUACAUAUUGAUCAUUAGAGCGAAAUGAUAAACCGAAAUAAUAUUAUCAUUAUCGAGUUCAUUAUUUAUUAAUGAUAAUAUUGUAAUAUAUAUUUUAUGUAAAAUAUUGUGGAUAACAUGAACACAUAGGCAAAUUUUUGAUGAUCGAAUCGUUGUUACUUUUCUUAACUAUUUUCACCAAAUCGUUUCUCGCGAUUUUAAGAGUCCUUGAUCUCUUUCCUAUUCCUUGAAAUUUCCUCCAAUUUUUUGAAGAUGUCGAAAAACGAUCAAAUAUUUCGUACGGUUGUUUUACUUGUACUAAAUAUUUUCAACAAGUAAAAUAAUGACCAUUUAAAUAAAAAAAAAA